Messenger RNA from Fonsecaea multimorphosa CBS 102226, 807 nucleotides. RefSeq lists its product as uncharacterized. The coding region runs from base 1 to 807 and encodes 268 amino acids. The record is from RefSeq and is a predicted model, not a curated record. NCBI's taxonomy places the organism in Eukaryota, Fungi, Ascomycota, Eurotiomycetes, Chaetothyriales, Herpotrichiellaceae. The transcript has a single exon.
AUGUCCGCUGAGCGAGUGAGGUCCACCGUCCUCACCAAGGACGGUAUCAACUGGUAUUACGAGCAGGAAGGCACUGGGCCCGACCUUGUCCUGAUCCCCGACGGCCUGGGCGACUGCCAGAUGUUCGACAAGCCCAUGUCCCUGAUCGCCAGCAGCCGGUUCAAGGUGACCACAUUCGACAUGCCGGGCAUGUCACGGUCGUCCGCCGCACCACCAGAGACGUACCAGGAGGUCACGGGCGAGAAGCUGGCGACUUAUAUCGACACGCUCAUGGACAAGCUGGACAUCACGACCGCGUCCGUCUGGGGGUGUAGCUCCGGCGCCUCGACCGUGCUGGCCCUGUGCGCGAACUUCCCCCACCGCGUGCGCAACGCGAUGCCGCAUGAGCUCCCCACCACCAACCCGCCCAGCAUCGAUAACAUCCACGAAGCCGACCCCGCCACACUCCCCGCGGCGCUGGCCGCUACGAUCCGGACCAUGUCCGGCGGCGAAGCCGCGUGGGACGCCCUGGGCCCCGAAGUCCACGACAGGCUCCGCGCCAACAACUAUGUCCGCUGGGCGUACGGUUAUCCGCGCACCAUCCCCGGGUCCGCACCGACCCUCACGACCACAGAAAACCUGCACAAAGUCCCCAUCGAUUGGACCGUCGGCGGCGCAGGGCCCAUGCAGGUCUUCUUCGAGAACGUCGUGAUCGCUGCAAGGGAGAAGAUCCCCAUCACCACGCUUCCGGGCUUUCAUUUUCCUUACGUGUCGCACCCGGAGGUGUUUGCGAAGUACGUGGUUGAGACGUGUCGGAAGUACUUGUGA